UAUACAAGAUGGCUUCAUACAGUAAAACAAAGGACCCAAUAAGGCGAUGUCCAAUAAAGCGACCUCCAAUACUAAAGCAUCUUCAAAAUAUAAUGAGAGAAUACCCAGAAGAUAUUCAAAUUCUCCAUGAGCUCGUACAGAAUGCAGAAGAUGCUAAAGCGACAGUGAUGAAGAUCAUGUAUGACCAACGUCAUAUAAAUCCACCGGGCGCAAUAGGACAGUUCUUAAAGUCACCUGCUCUAUGUAUAUAUAAUGAUGGUGUGUUUGAUGAAGAUGAUUGGGAUGGAAUUAAAAGUGUUUGCCUCAGUCAUAAAGAGGAAAAAACCGACAAAAUUGGACGAUUUGGACAGGGAUUUAAAUCUGUUUUCCACCUUGCAGAUACCCCCGUAGUUGUCAGUGGAGACACUAUGUUGAUCAUCAAUCCUUUAGAUGUCGACAGAGAAUGUGGUACGGUAUUCUUAUACGAGAUUGAACACAUCAGUAAGACUGGGAUAUUUAAAUCGUUUGAUUUUGAUGAAAAUGCUAUCAGAAAUAAUUGUUACCCCGCAACUCUAUUCUGGUUUCCGUUAAGAUCACAAGAAAGUGAGUUAUCGAACAAUAUUUGUACGGACGUGAAAAUGAAACACCUUUUGUCACUGUUUGAAGAAGAUGCAGCUAUUGUGUUACUUUUUAUGAAUACCUCAGCAGAAUUGAAAUACAUAAUCCUACACAGUUAUCGGAUCCUGUCAUACAUAUCCAAAUAUGUUUUGCAAAAAAUAAAAGAUCUGAUUUACAAUCGUUCUGGAGAAGUAUGGCAAGGAGUUCAGAAACUGAAGACAAAAAGAAUGAAACAUUUUCCAUCGUUAUUGACGCCGAAACACAAAUAUCGUCAACUUCAUUUCUUGAAAUAGAUAAUUGGACUAUAUGCCACUAUCAUGCUAGUCUUUCUGAUAUGUCAGUUGAAUUAGGGACACUGGCAAGUGACAAAGAAGUUGCGUGUCUCCCUUAUGUUGGUGUGGCAUAUAAGAAAUCGUCGACAGCUUGUCAUACAGGCCGAGUUUUUAACUUUCUGCCGUUGCCAGCUUCCUGCAAAACUUAUCUUCCUGUUCACGUAAAUGGAAACUUUGCUUUAAGUCAGAAUCGCAGACAUUUGAAAUUAUCCGACGGACGAUCUGCCGAUAAAUUCAUAAAAUGGAACAAAGGUUUAAUUGAAGAAGUGUUGUCCGAAUCGUACAUGACUUUGGUGGAUCAUCUCAUUGAAAAUAGCCAUAAAAAUAAAAAUACAGAUGAACUAAUUAAUGACGUUUAUAAGUGCUUACCCAAUUUGGACAUA
Molecule: messenger RNA, 1312 nt
Organism: Mytilus trossulus (common blue mussel)
Lineage: Eukaryota; Metazoa; Mollusca; Bivalvia; Mytilida; Mytilidae
Product: sacsin-like
Exons: 4
Coding region: 9-890 (293 amino acids)
Molecular function (GO): Hsp70 protein binding
Source: RefSeq, a predicted model, not a curated record